UUGUGGAUGCCAAACGGCGAUCACAAUAAAAAAAAAUGGAAAUUAGAAAAACAAAAUAGAAAAGGAAAAUAAGUGAGAUCACAUGCGGCGCACGUGAGCUUUAGAAAAAAUUGGAAACAAGAGCACACGCGUGCGAGCAAUAAGCACACGUGUCCGUCUCCAUCAGUCUCUCUGGUUCUUUCCAUUUCUCUCUCAGUCAAAACGGUCACAUUUUCCCGCCCGAACCAUAUCUUCUUCCAGAGUCGUUUCCAUUUUUCUCACGGAAAAUUUUCCCAACGGUCAUAUUUUUACGCUCCAAAUACUGAGAAAUUUUCCAUUUUACCAUUUUUACGUUCUCCUAUAUAUACGAAUUUCUCUGUCGUCAGUCACGCUCUAUCUCUCUGCUCCCGAGUUCUCUGAGUUCUUCAUCCCGCAUUUGGUUUUCUGGGUCAGUUUCGAUUUUCCAGGGAAAAAAGGGUGUCAAUUUCUCGUCGCCAUGGAUAUCAAUGAGCGAAUCAACGUAGAUCUUUUUACUGCAGUGCUUCAAAUUCCUCCACGACUUGGGCUGAGAACCAAAGUCUUUCUGACACUUGACUAUGAAGUAGAGGAACGGCUUCGAUUCCCAAACGGUGUCGAAACCAUAGUCCGGAACUGGAAUGCAUCCAGAGAUCGAUUCAAGUUGGAUCUCUUGUGCAAUCAUGACGAACAUAUCUACGAUUUCCUCUGCGAUCGUAUCCCGAAUCCUCCGGCAUGCGAAUACUUGGCCUGGAUGAUCUCUGAGGCGUCAACGCUGAUGGGUUUCGGCCUUCAAAGCUUCUCCAUUAACCUUCACGCCAAACUGACACAGGAGAGAAUCUUGAUCCUCGUACCGUCCGAUACUCUGACAAGAGCAGCGCCUGAAUAUCUGUUGCAGAGGCUGUGGGAAGAAGGAGCGGUGGAUGAGAAGAGAUUUAAGGAAAUGGGUUUGGAAUCGGAGACAUGCUCCAUCUGUCUCCAAGAUUUUCUGGGUUCUUCGAACAAGAACUUGAUCCACCUGCCCUGCUCCCACGUGUUUCACAGCGACUGUGUGUUCGAGUGGCUUCGGAAGCAAAACUCCUGCCCACUGUGCCGACGUGAGAUUUCCGAUGUCGGAGUCUGAGGUAUCUUC
This is a messenger RNA of Tarenaya hassleriana, 1126 nucleotides long. Its product is annotated as RING finger protein 141-like. Bases 476 to 1117 code for a protein of 213 amino acids. The record is from RefSeq and is a predicted model, not a curated record. Lineage: Eukaryota; Viridiplantae; Streptophyta; Magnoliopsida; Brassicales; Cleomaceae. The transcript has a single exon.